AUGAUGAAUUCUGACUUGACCAUAUGCCGAAUUCCGGCGUCAAAGUCUGCAGGAUCGAUCGAACAAAUUGAUUGGUACCACUUCUGCAGCAGAUCAGCGUUCACAAAUCGUCAGCUGAGAGACCAUUAUCUUGUGAUUCUUGAACAAGAACGAAUUCCAUUUUGCCGCCGCUUUAUUCUCGGGAGGUGCUUGGCCGAACUUCAGUCCAGCUUUUGCGAACAGCCUACGAAGAUCAUCUAA
This is a messenger RNA of Cylindrotheca closterium, 240 nucleotides long. The record is from the annotation of a GenBank genome assembly. NCBI's taxonomy places the organism in Eukaryota, Bacillariophyta, Bacillariophyceae, Bacillariales, Bacillariaceae.